Messenger RNA from Closterium sp. NIES-65, 3781 nucleotides. NCBI's taxonomy places the organism in Eukaryota, Viridiplantae, Streptophyta, Zygnematophyceae, Desmidiales, Closteriaceae. The record is from the annotation of a GenBank genome assembly.
AUGGAUGUGUCUGGAAAGGAGGAAGAAGGGGAGGAGUUGAAGGGAAAGGGGAGGGGUCGGGGCGAAGGGGAGGAGUGGAAGGAGGUGUCGUGUGCGGCGAUCGACUGGGCUGUAGUCAUGUCUGUUGCUGAUGCUUCUCUGUGGCUGGUAGAUGCUACAGAGGGGGGUGAGGGGAUGGGGGAGGCGACGAGGGUGGGGGGGGAGAGGAGUGUGGGGGAAGAAGGGAGAAUGGGAAAGGAGAGAGUGGGGGAGGAAAGGGAAGGGGAAGAGGAGGGGAUGCAACCAAAACGAGGAACCAAAGUACAAGGGGGUCGAGGAGAGCAAAGGAACAGGCAAGGAGACCGAGAAGAGCAGUGCGAGCAGGGGGCAGGAGAGCGAGAAGCCACAGAGGAGCAGGGGCGUGAUGGGUUGCACUGUGAGCAGCAGCAGGGGCUGAGAGUGCUGGGGCGGCACAUGCAGAGACAGAGCCUAGAGGAGCAGCUGGAAGCUGUGGAGCGCAUGAGAGGGUGUGUGGUUGUCGCCAGGCACACUGGAAGAGGGCGCGUUGACAGCUCUCAGCAGGGGCUGAGAGUGCUGGGAGGACACAUGCAGAGACAGAGCCUGGAGGAGCAACUGGCUGCAGUGGAGCGCAUGAGAGGGUGUGUGGUUGUCGCCAGGCACACUGGGUGGCUGUAUCGCGUGUCUCGGGGGGAGGCGGGGAGGGAUGAGGGUAAGAAGGAAGAGGGGAAGGAUGGGGAGGGGGAAGGGGAGGCUCGGGAGGAGGAGGUUGGAGGAGAGGGCGUGUUGACAGCUCUGAGUCCCUUCCCUAAUGAAGGCUAUUCGACGUUCGAGGAGUAUUUCAGAGAGAGGCACGGUGUGCGACUGGUGUGCUCCCAUCUGCCUCUGCUGCUCAUGCGCUCGCUUCCCUCUGCCAAGGCCUGCCUCAAGCUGCCCUCACCAAACGACAUGCCUAAAGCCUCCAAGACCAGCACCCUUUCCUCUUCCUCCUCCCGCCCAUUCUCCGUGCUGCUGCCCCCCGAGCUACUCCAUCCGCUCAUGUCCUUCCCUCUCUACCAGGCUGCCUCGCUGCUGCCCUCUGUGCUGCACCGCCUGCACGGGCUUCUGCUAGCAGGAGAAUUAAGGGACAGAAUUGGCCGGGAGGCUCAAAUGGAAGUGAUUCUCUCAAAGCUUCCAGUCACUAGGCUCCUGCAUGCCAUAACGGCCUACUCAACUGGUGAGGGCUUUUCCUACGAGAGGGACGAGCUGCUGGGGGAUUGUUUUCUCAAGGCGGCGCUCAGCUCACAUCUUUUUCGCGAGCUGCCCGGCGCACAUGAGGGCGUGCUGACUCAGCGCCGCACCGACGCUAUCAGCAACGAGGCGCUGCUAUCAACUGCCAGGGAGAAGAAGCUGCAUGAGUAUCUGCGCACUGGAAUCUUCACAACUGGAAAAUGGUACGUGCCAGGUGUUGCUCCUCGUGACUAUCCAUGCGGGCAUGCGCAGUUGAAGCAGCAGAUCAGGGAGCGGCGAACACAAGAAAUGGGGAAGCAGCACGCAUUGGAAAGGAGGAGGAGAAAGAAGAAUCCAAAGCAGUCUGCAGCUCAAGGGAUGGAGCAAGAGGCAAGGGAAGGGGAGGAGGGGGAGGGUGGAGGGAAGAAUGGAGCAGAUGAGGAGGACGAGGAAGGGGUUAAUAGAUCUGGAGAAGGGGAGGAAGAGGAUGAGGAGGGAGAGGAGGGGGAGGAGGGGGAGGAGGAGGAGGGAGCGGAAGAAGUGGAGGAGGGAGAAGAUGACGAGGAGGAGGAACAGGAGGAAGAGGAGGAGGAGGAGGUGGGUGAAGACGAUGAAAAAAUUGAAGAGGAAGGAGAGGAUACAGAUGAGGGGAGUGAGGAAGAGGUAAUGGAUGAAGAGGAAGGGGAUGAGGAAGACGAGGAGGAGGAGGAGGAGGAGGAGGAGGAGGAGGAGGAGGAGGAGGAGGAGGAGGAGGAGGAGGAGGAGGAGGAGGAGGAGGAGGAGGAGGAGGAGGAGGAGGAGGAGGAAGAGGAGGAAGAAGCAGAGGAAGAUGACAAAGAGGAAGAAGAGGAAGGAGAAAGGGAGAAGAGAAAAGCCUUAAUAAACAGUGCUCUUGAAACUGAAGAGGUCUGCAUUGUUGAAGGCGAAGGUGUUGAGAGCGGUGGAAGCAGCAAGGUGGGAGGAAUCAACCACAUGAAAGCAUUGAACCCGCUACCUCCCUUGGUGGUGGUAUCCCCGCCUCCUGUGCGCGUGUCUGGGAAGGCUUUAGCUGAUUUGGUGGAAGCUCUGGUGGGGUGUGUGUGGGACACGUGUGGGGCUGCUGCUGCUACACGUGUCAUGGCCUGGUUGGGUCUUCCGGUGGGGCUGUCUGGAUUUGAGGGGGUGGAUGUGGGUCGAGGAGAGAGGGAGAGAGUGGCUGGGAGAGCGGGUGGUGAGGUGUGUGGAGGGGUGGGUGAAGGGGUGUGUGGAGGGGUGGGUGAAGGGGUGUGUGGAGGGGUGGGUGAAGGGGUGUGUGGAGGGGUGGGUGGAGGGGUGUGUGAAGGGGUGGGUGGAGGGAGGAGUGGGAAGAGUGUGGAAGGAAACGAGGGAGAGGUGUGUGUGGGUGGGAAUGGGGAGAAAACCGCAGAGGACAUAGGAGCGAGGGGUUCUGAUACAGAUGAGUUGAUGAUUGAAGAAAGUGGGAGAAAGGAAGGAGAGGAAGGACGAGCGAGGGGAGAAGAGGAGGGAGGGGAGGAGGAAGGAGAGCAGAGAGAGGAGGAGGGUGGAGGCGAGAAGGGGCUGUCUGGAGUGAGGGAGAUAGAGAAGGCACUGGGAUAUGAGUUCAGAGAUAAACGGCUGGUGCUGGAGGCCCUAACCCAUCCCAGCUUCGUCAACUGGGCCUCUGACGAAGUCGUCACGUGUUACCAGGUGAGCUAUUUGAGACAGCAGCUCAUGUCAAAGGGGUUGUGUGGGGCGAGGAAGGUAGAGGCGGCACUGGGACACGAGUUCAGGGACAAGCGGCUGGUGCUGGAAGCCCUGACUCACCCCAGCUUCGUCAACUGGGCCUCUGACGAAAUGGUGACGUGUUACCAGCUGCACGUGCAGCACCCGCACCAGACGCCACGUCAGCUCACCUUUCGCCGCGCCGCGCUCGUCAACAACGAGAACCUCUCCCGCAUCGCCACGUCAGCCGUUUCUGCUGCUGGUGCCACGUCAGCAGGAGGCUCGGGAUUGGCCCUGCACCGCCACAUCAGACAUUUCUCGGUCCACCUGGGCGGGGAGAUUGCAGCGUUUGUGAGGGACCGAGAGGAGAGGAGGGAGAGGGAAAGGAGUGAGAGGGAGAGGAGGGAGAAAGAGAGGAAAAAAUAUAGGAAAGAGGUUAUGGAAGGAGAGAACCAGAAGGGGGAGGGAGCAGCAGAAAUGGCUAAGUCAGUGGGAGGCAGAUGGGGUGGUGGGAACACAACAAGGGUGGGAGGGCGAGGAAGUAUGGGGGUGCCUGCAAGUGUAAUAGGAGUAGGGGUUGUAAACCAAGCAGGGAUCACCAGCUUGGAGGUGUCUCACAAGGGGUUUGCGGACAGUGCAAUGGGGGAAGGGGAGAUGGAGGAGGAGGGGGGAGAGAGGGAGCGGGGGAAGCAGAGGAAGGAGGUGGAGCGAGAGGAGGAGGGUGGAGAGGAGGGGGGAGAGGAGGGGGGAGAAGAGGGGGGAGAGGAGGGGAGGAGGGAGAAGCUGGAUGGAUACUUUGGGGAGGGCGGAGUGCAGGCUCCUAAGGCAAUAGGAGACGUGCUCGAAUCCCUGGUGGGGGCGACUCCGGUCGACU